Messenger RNA from Tetranychus urticae (two-spotted spider mite), 1788 nucleotides. The record is from RefSeq and is a predicted model, not a curated record. NCBI's taxonomy places the organism in Eukaryota, Metazoa, Arthropoda, Arachnida, Trombidiformes, Tetranychidae.
GUCAAUGGUCCCUAAUUAAGGAAGAGUUAAGUCAAAUCUGUAAAUAUUUGAUCAACACACUUCCCGGCAAAAAGUACAAAGUAUUUCAAGAAAAUUUAAAAUUUUGUGUUUGUAUUCAAAUUGGCCCAUAAUCAUGGAAUCGAAGGAAACUGAUCAGCUAACAAUUGUGAAUCGAUCACGGACACAUCAUAUUAGUAAAAAACUAAUUAUCGGUAAAAUACCCUAUUUUCAAACAGUGCUUAGUAAUGAUUCAUUCAUGGAAUCAAAGGAAAACAUGUUUAAACUGGACUUUGACGAACAAGCUUUCCAAUCGUUUCUAACUUGGGUUGAAUCUGAUCAUGUGUUGAUCGAAAUGAAAAAUUUGAUAAACCUGUGCACCAUAAUGGAUUAUUUUGGGAUAAACAAUUAUUGGAUGGAUCGUUUGGUUACUUAUUUUCAUGACAAAUUUUCAAUCUCAGACCUUCCAGUUGUUAUCCCACAAGUGACUCCAAUAUCUAAAUGUAUCAACGCUGGUACUCUCGACGCUUUCAUCUGUCGCCAUUUCUUGAAGAUAGCAAGCACAACUGUUUGGUUGAAUUAUCCCAUUAAAACGAUUGGAUAUAUUUGCAAGCUAGAUUUAAUGGUUCAUUCAGAAAUGCAAGUUUUCAAUGCAAUCAUGAAAUGGAUCAAUUUCAAUAUUGAUGCCAGAAAGGACUAUCUUGAAAAGUUAUUAACAUUGGUUAGAUACUGUGAUUUGGAUAGUAAAGAUUUGCUUAAAAUAAAGGAAAAUGAUUUCGUCAAAACUUUUAACUUUAAACCGACAUUUUGUUCGCACUCUAGAUGUACUGGUGACUGUGAAUUUGAUCGAAGCAAUCAAUAUUACUCUGUCCUGGUAGAGGAAAUGCAUGGUAAAGAUUUACGAAUCAAAGUGCUUGACCGCAGUUUUCAGCUACUGAUUAAACAAGUCUUCAAGUUAGAUGAAUCAAUGCCUUUGCGUCUUUUUCCCAAUGAAUAUGUUUCUGAUAUAGUUUUUGAUUCGGGAAGCAAAAUGAUUCGCAUUGAUUGGAAUCAAAAGAAGUACCGUUUGAUUGGCGUUAAUGAGUAUAAAUAUUAUUAUUAUGAAAUUGUAAAAUGUAUCUUUACAAAGCACGAAGAUAAAUGCUAUAAAAUUGAUGAGACUAGAGAAUUGCAUUCUUAUACUGGAAGUUCACUUCUUGAAUUUAAUGAUCAGUUUAUUUUGAUUUCUCAACGUACCGAUUGGCAAAAAAACAAUAACACUGAAAAAUUGAUUUGCUGGACAGCACCAAGUGAUGCAAAUAUUGAAAUGUGCCUCCGUGAUUAUAAAAGAAAUUAUCAGACGACUGCUUUGGAUAAUGAUAUUUACAUUCUCAAUUCUAAUCGUGAAUUAAUACAGUUCAACAUUGAAAGUCAGAGGACAAGGAGAUUCAAGCGUAGAGGUAAAUCGCACUUGGACGAUUUAAUUUUAACUUCAAUGCCAGGUCAAGAUAAAGUUGUGCUUAUUGAUAAACUCACAAGGAUUGUUGAUGGUUUCAAUGUCAAGGAUGAAGAAUGGAGUACAAUUGGCCUUCUGGCUGAUGAAAUGAAUCUUACUGAUGAUCAAAGGAAGUCCAAUAAGCUGUUAACUUUAACCUCAGCCUUUUUACGACUAGACACGGUUACCUCUUUUUCAGACCUUAGCUAAUUUUACAAAAUUAGUUAUUUUAGACAAAAACAGAUCGGACUAAUCAACAGUAUGGGUUUAAAUAAAAAAUUAAUCAAUCAUAUUGUUUUCAAUGAACAAUAAAUACG